This is a messenger RNA of Drosophila mauritiana, 3128 nucleotides long. Its product is annotated as pyruvate dehydrogenase phosphatase regulatory subunit, mitochondrial. Gene Ontology annotation, molecular function: protein binding; oxidoreductase activity. Gene Ontology annotation, cellular component: mitochondrion. The record is from RefSeq and is a predicted model, not a curated record. Bases 174 to 2990 code for a protein of 938 amino acids. The transcript is spliced from 6 exons. Lineage: Eukaryota; Metazoa; Arthropoda; Insecta; Diptera; Drosophilidae.
GGUCACUCUAUCGCUGUGUUGUUAUUGUGCCGAAAGCCAAUUUACCAAUCGAAAGCACAAUAUAGCGUAUAUAAAUAGUGCCCUCCAGUGAAUCCGGUGACCUGCAGUAAGAAUCGGGUUAGUCCCAUGAGGUUGUGAUAUACACAUACUUAACGUUUGCGCCGGUGAGCAAGAUGUGGAAACUGCUGCAGCGUUCGGGGAAUGCAGUUUCUGUACUUCCCAGACGGAGGUGUUCACCUGGCCUUUCGGAUGCAGUGCGCCUAUCUAGUAGCCAGAUGGAUUCGGCUGAUGAACGGGUCCUGCGGAAGCGGAAGUUUCAGCCGCAACAGGCGGCGGAUCUCAGCGAGGAACUGGCCGGUCAGCUGCCCGUCAAAUCCCGGGUGGUCAUCUGUGGCGGCGGCAUCACCGGCGCCUCGGUGGCCUAUCACCUCGGACUGAGGGGAUGGGGUGGCGAAACGCUGCUCGUGGAGCAGGAUCGCGUCGGUGGCGAGCUGCCCUGGACCGCCUGCGGAUUGGCUGGUCGCUUCGAACCUAGCUACACGGAACUCAAGCUGGCCGAGUACUCCAUAGAUUUGAUCAAGCGACUGGCGGAGAACGGGUUGCCCACGGGAUGGCGGCCAGUGGGUAGCCUGAAUCUGGCCCGAAGUUGGGACCGCAUGACCGCUUUCAAUCGCAUGAAAUCGCAGGCCCUGGCGUGGGGCAUGCAUUGCGAAAUCCUUUCGCCAGAGCAGUGCGCCCAGCACUGUGAACUGCUCUCCUUGGACGGCAUCGAAGGUGGCCUUUGGAUACCUGAAGACGGGGUCUGUGAUCCGCAACUCGUUUGCCAGGCCUACAUGACCGAGGCCCAGAGAUUGGGAGUCCGCAUAGUCGAACACUGUGCCAUCAAAAAGAUCCACAGCGAGCAUGGCAAGGUGAGGAGUGUGGAGACGACCGCUGGCGAUGUGGAGUGCGAGUACUUUGUGAACUGCACGGGCUUCUGGGCACGCGAGGUGGGCACUUUGUCCAAGCCGGUGGUUAAAGUGCCGCUCAAGGCGGUGGAGCACCACUAUCUGCACACGAAACCCAUCGAGGGGCUCAGUCCGGACACGCCCUUCGUCAGGGAUUUCGAUGGACGCAUCUUCUUUCGAGAGUGUGAAGGUCACAUUCUCGCAGGCGGCUUCGAGCGCGAGGCGAAGAUGGUGUACGAAGAUGGAGUGAUUCCCCUGUCGCAGACAGCUCGCCAACAUCCGCCGGAUUGGGAUCACUUUCACGAGCUGCUCGAUGCCCUGUUGCUGAGGGUUCCCUCCUUUAGAGAUGCCACGUUGGAUAGGCUCACAAACUCGCUGCAGGUAUUCUCUCCCGACUGCAAGUGGAUCCUAGGGGAAGCACCUGAAAUCCAAAAUUACUAUGUAGCCGCUGGCAACAAGACAAUGGGUGUGUCGGCAUCCGGAGGCAUUGGACGCGUCCUCACCGAUCUAAUAACCAAGGGCUCUACUUACCUCGACCUGCACAUCCUGGACAUCAGCCGGUUUCUGGGGCUGCACAAUAACCGAAAGUUCCUGCGAGAUCGCUGCAAGGAGGCGCCGGGCAAGCACUUCGAAAUCAACUACCCCUUCGAGGAGUUUCAGACCGGUAGGAACCUGCGCAUGUCGCCCAUCUACCCGCAACUCAAGGAGGCGGGCGCAGUUUUUGGUCAGUCGAUGGGCUACGAGCGACCCAACUACUUCGAUCAGCAGGACAAGCAAGAUGAGUUCGGGUUGCCGCGCUUUCGUAUUGCCCAAACACGCACCUUUGGCAAGCCGCCGUGGUUCGAUCAUGUGGCCUCAGAAUACCGGGCUUGUAGGGAACGCAUUGGCAUAGCAGACUACAGCUCCUUCACCAAAUACGACUUUUGGUCGAAGGGAAACGAGGUGGUAGACCUACUGCAGUACCUCUGCUCCAACGACGUGGACGUGGCCGUCGGCUCCAUCAUCCACACGGGCAUGCAGAAUCCCAAUGGGGGCUAUGAGAACGACUGCUCCUUGGCACGCCUCUCCGAGCGGCACUACAUGAUGAUUGCACCCACCAUUCAGCAAACGCGCUCCAUGUGCUGGAUUCGCAAACACAUGCCCAAUCACCUAAGGGCCAAGGUGAACGUGGCAGAUGUGACCUCCAUGUACACGGCCAUCUGCAUCCUAGGACCCUACUCCCGUAUCCUGCUGUCAGAGCUCACCGACACCGAUCUCACGCCCAAAAGCUUUCCCUUCUUUACCUAUAAGGAAUUGGAUGUGGGAUUGGCCGACGGCAUCCGAGUGCUAAACAUUACCCACACGGGUGAAUUGGGCUAUGUCCUUUAUAUUCCCAACGAAUACGCCUUGCAUGUGUACUCGCGUCUGUAUCAGGCGGGCCAAAAGUUCAACAUACAGCAUGCAGGUUACUACGCCACCCGCGCCUUGCGCAUUGAAAAGUUCUAUGCCUUUUGGGGACAGGAUCUGGACACCUUUACCACGCCGCUGGAGUGCGGACGCAGCUGGCGCGUCAAGUUCAAUAAACCCAUCGACUUUAUUGGCCGCAAUGCGCUGCUGAAACAGCGCGAGGAGGGCGUUAAGCGAAUGUAUGUGCAGCUCUUGCUGAACGACCACGAUCACGAGGUGGACAUGUGGUGCUGGGGCGGCGAGCCCAUCUAUCGCGACGGUGUCUACGUGGGUAUGACCACCACCACCGGCUAUGGGUACACGUUUGAGAAGCAGGUCUGCCUGGGCUUCGUGCGAAACUUCGACGACGAGGGACGGGAGCUGCCGGUGACCAAUGAGUACGUGCUGUCCGGCCACUACGAGGUGGAGGUGGCCGGCGUGCGUUUCGAGGCCAAGGUCAAUCUACACUCGCCGAAUCUGCCCACCAAGUUCCCGGAUCGGGAACGCGAGGCCUACCAAGCCACGCGCGACAAGCCGGACCAGGCGGAUCUUCUAUCGUAUGGCGGUGUGACCACGGUCAAAGGCACUGGAAUACCAACGGAUGGGCACGGACUGUAGGGAUCGACGGAGCUGGGCUCCCGACCAAUAUCAUCUGCCAUCUGGACGUGCCAAGCAAUGAAGCACUACGUUCAUUUCUGGUUCAACUCGAGAGUCUCAAAAGCAAAGCGAUAUUAUUCAACAUAUUAUACGAUAGGG